UUGAGAUUGGAGAGAAGAUGAAGAGCUUAAAUCUUCUCACUCUUUGCUCUCUUUAUCUCUCAUUCUCCCUUGUCUUCAACUUUGUAGCUCCGACCAUAUUGUUUCAGGGUUUCAAUUGGGAAUCAUGCAACAAACCAGGAGGAUUGUAUAAUUCACUGAAAAACUCAAUCGAUGAUUUGGCUAGAGCAGGGGUUACACAUGUUUGGCUUCCUCCACCAACUCAUUCGGUUUCUCCUCAAGGAUAUCUUCCUGGAAGAUUGUAUGAUCUUGAUGCAUCUAGAUAUGGCAACGGGGCUGAUUUAAAGAGCUUGAUUAACGCCUUCCACCAAAAAGGAAUCAAAUGUGUUGCGGAUAUAGUGAUAAAUCAUAGAUGCGCAGAUAAGCAAGAUGGUAGAGGAAUCUAUUGUAUAUUUGAAGGUGGAACUCCAGACGAUCGCCUAGAUUGGGGGCCAUGGGCUAUUUGCAGGGAUGACACUCAAUACUCUGACGGUAGUGGAAAUCUAGACACUGGAGCUAGUUAUGGUGUCGCACCCGAUAUAGACCAUCUAAAUCCAAGGGUACAAAGAGAACUAGUUGAUUGGAUGAAUUGGCUGAAGACGGAAAUUGGUUUUGACGGGUGGAGAUUUGAUUUUGUCAAGGGAUAUGCUCCCAGCAUUACUAAAAUUUACAUGGAAAAGACUAGGCCUGAUUUUGCAGUUGGAGAGCUUUGGGAUUCCAUUAAUUAUGAUCCAGACGGUAAGCCAGACUACAAUCAAGACGGACCUCGAAAUGAACUAGCUGGAUGGGUACAAGCUGCAGGUGGUGGUGUUAUUGCUGCAUUUGAUUUCACCACCAAAGGUGUUCUUCAAGCUGCCGUGCAAGGAGAGUGGUGGAGAAUGAAAGAUUCUAGUGGUAGGCCUAGUGGGUUAAUAGGAAUUAUGCCUAAAAAUGCUGUCACUUUUAUUGAUAAUCAUGACACUGGUUCCACACAAAGGUUAUGGCCUUUUCCUGCAGACAAAGUAAUGCAAGGAUAUGCUUAUAUUCUUACACACCCAGGAAUUCCAUCAAUAUUCUAUGACCAUUUUCUUGAAUGGGGACUCAAGGAAGAGCUCGUCAAAUUGACUUCGAUUAGGCUAAGAAAUGGGAUAAGUGAAUCAAGCAAUGUGAAUAUAAUGGCCUCUGAUGCAGAUUUAUAUGUGGCAAUGAUUGAUGGAAAAGUUAUUGUUAAGCUUGGACCAAGAUACAAUCUUGGAAAUCUUAUUCCUUCGAAUUUCAAAGCUUCUACUUUUGGAAAAGAUUAUUGUGUUUGGGAGAAGCAAGGUUAAGACAAGCAUAUGCACUAUAUAUGUUGAGAUAGAUACGAGAGAUGUCAAUUGUUUCUUCUUCGAAGCUCCUGCUUCCUUAUUGUUGUAUGCUACUUUGUUGUAGUAGACUAGUAGUCUUGCUCUUUGUUAUCCCUUUUGUAUUACAAAUGAGCGUGGUAUAAUAAUAAUAAGAAUGAUUCUUCCCAUCCUUGAUAAUUA
Messenger RNA from Beta vulgaris subsp. vulgaris (sugar beet), 1502 nucleotides. Its product is annotated as alpha-amylase. The transcript has 4 exons. Gene Ontology annotation, biological process: carbohydrate metabolic process. The coding region runs from base 18 to 1304 and encodes 428 amino acids. NCBI's taxonomy places the organism in Eukaryota, Viridiplantae, Streptophyta, Magnoliopsida, Caryophyllales, Amaranthaceae. The record is from RefSeq and is a predicted model, not a curated record. Gene Ontology annotation, molecular function: alpha-amylase activity; calcium ion binding.